AUGAGAUUGACGGAUGUGCUCUGGACCAAACUACCAAGGGGUCAUAUUUUCAAAGGUAAACAUCGUCUGGUCAAACCGGUUACUGGAUUAGAUAUACAUAAAAAACUUAGAGAUCUUCAACGAGAAGAACAAAACAUGUUUUACCUUCGGCACUCAUAUUUGACCAAGGAAGAGUCAUAUGGGCAUUCGCAAGAACAAGGUCGCUUUGAAAAAUGGAUGAGGAAAUGGAAAGUGUUACAAGCGGAAAAAUUUGGAAAGCACAAGCCAAUGGAUAAUCACUUAAGUCAUCUUAGGUCAACGGAUGGAUGGGAAAGUUACUAA
Macrosiphum euphorbiae (potato aphid) is the source of this 321-nucleotide messenger RNA. NCBI's taxonomy places the organism in Eukaryota, Metazoa, Arthropoda, Insecta, Hemiptera, Aphididae. The record is from the annotation of a GenBank genome assembly.